Messenger RNA from Microbotryum saponariae, 2621 nucleotides. The record is from the annotation of a GenBank genome assembly. Lineage: Eukaryota; Fungi; Basidiomycota; Microbotryomycetes; Microbotryales; Microbotryaceae.
AUGGCAUCGACCUCCGCAGGCGACGGUAGCCCCUUUGACACCAUGAUGUCGAACGCGCAUGUCAGCGAGAAGGCGACGUCAGCAACAGCAGCGCCCGGGAUUGUGUCUCCAACAAGGUCACGAGCCAGCUCAACAACGUCUCUAACGACAUCGUCGACAGCAGAGUAUCACAAAGGUGAUCGACCUCGUGCUGCGUCCUUUACGACGGAGCGGCACACGGCCACGACUCGCUCGUCGUCUCCGUCGGGGUCUCUGUCUCUGUCUCGGGCCCCUUGCAUGUUUCGGGCGGGCUUGCAGACUGAGGCUCAGGUCCAACAUGAAUCGCACUCGUCCCCUUCUACCGCAAUUCAAGCCCAUUCGACUUUGAUCCUGCCCAAUUCGACAUUACUCAAGCCCACGGGCGUCAGAUCGACGCUGCUGGCAGCUCAUCACCAGUCCUCGCCGGGGCCCUCUGCCCCUGCCUCAACGAAUGGCGCCUUCCUUUCUUCAACCGGGCGGGUCUCGAGCUCAGAGCCCCGACUUGGCAAUCCGUCCCGAUCUAGUUCGCCGCCGCCGCGAAACAAUUGGCGAUCAAGCAUGAUGGGCGGAACAAUCUCCUCAUGCCCUACGACAAGUCGCGAAAUUCGGAUACCAAAAAAUAGAACGAAGGGCCCCCUGAUCACCCGCAUCCCCUCGCCAGCGACAUCGCCGACCACGCCCCAUCUCGCUUCCGUUGCCAGUCCCUCUACCUCGACGAGUGAAACACACCAAUUCAGAUUUUCCUCUCCUGCUAAUCUUCAUCAACAGCAGUUCCAGCACAGCCGAUCACCCUCAGCGUCUGCUUCCUUGCGGCCGAGCCCGUCAUCAGCCGCAAUGAGGAGGAACUCGAGCGACAUGUCCCAACAAGAGGUCGAGGAGGAUUUGGCCCUCGGCGGAAGGGCAGCCUCGAUGCGUUUAAGUCACCAGCGGCGGACAGGGGACCCAGAAACUGUGCAGAAGUGGGACGAGCAACAUGCGAUACCAGACGAGGUCGAGCUACGGCGCACAUUUUCGACAGCCUCGAGUCGACGCAAGAACGACAGUCUUAGCUCCAGCGUACUGACCACACCCACGAUCCUCAGUCGAGGCACCAUGACGGCGUCGAGGGAGCCCAUUUUUGGGAUACGCCCAUCCUCGUGCGAUGGUGGACGCCACGACCGUCGAGUAUUGAAUGGCGAUCACUCGAUCGCCCCGUCGAAUAAAAGUAGUCACCCGUCGGUGAAAGUCGACGGAAUAAGCCGAGAAUCACCGGUCUCUCCGUCGACCGAUGACUGGAACCGAUCUCGACUGAUCUGCUUUGACUACGAUCGUCAAGGGUACCACCACUCCUCGUCUCUGCCGCCAACACCCGCGCCGCCCACACAGCUCUGCCCACCUGCUGCCGAGCCUAUCCUCGACGAUCGCGGUCAACCUUUGCGCAAUUAUCAACUGCAUGGUGGUUCGAACCGCUUCUUCAUCGGCGGCCGUUUCCUCACUUCGGGGGAUGACCUUUUACCUUUCGUCAUUUCAUUCGCGUUGGCGAUUGUUAUGCCAAUCAUGUUCCUCAUUUUCUCCGCUUCGUUUAUCUGGCACCACCUCGGUGCAGGCGGCAAAGUCAGCAUCUUCCUCUUCAUCUAUAUCGUCGCUCUGAUGUGGACAAACAUGAUCAAGACGUGCUGGACUGACCCGGGGAUCAUUCCACGCAACCUUGAUCCGACCCCCGACACGAAAUGGGUCGAAGACAUCGACGGUGAAGGCCACGCGGGUCUCAAAGUGGAGCCGAGGUUCUUGCGUAUCAAAGGGAGUCUCGUCCUGACAAAAUGGUGCGAGACUUGUCACACGUAUCGACCCCCGAGGGCGAGCCACUGUCGAUUGUGCGACAACUGCGUUGAGCACACCGACCACCAUGUGAGUCCUUGGCCGAGCCGGUCCGUGGUGGCUGCGAACGAAGUCGCUGAUCCACUUAUCUGCGCGCAUGAAUCCGGGCAGUGUACCUUUCUUAACAACGUAAGUGACUCUAUCUGAUCGAUUGCGCGCUGGUUCGAGAUGCAUACCGAUGUCACGCCCGUCUUUUGCAGUGCAUCGGACGGCGCAACUACAUCCCCUUCAUAGCGUUCCUCGUUUCCGCGAUCCUAUGCGCCGUUUGGGCCAUCGCAUUCUCGGCGUGGCACAUCGGCCACCAACAGGCUCUCUCCCGCGAUCCAAUCAAUGUCGCUGACUUCCGUAGGCCUUGGGUCACCCGUUGGGAUGUCAUUGGGAGCAUUGUUGUCGCUGUCAUCGCAUUCGCGCUGUUAGUGCCGAUCUUUGGACUCUUUACGUACCACGCCCGACUGAUAUGGACGAACAGGACCACGAUUGAGAUGGUAAGCGUCUCUAGACACAAGGUUGAAGAUUUGUCUGUCGUUGCAGCUCUGACGCGCGCCCGUGUACUUACUCAGCUCCGACCGAAGGGUGACCGUUCCGGUGCCAUCGACCCAGCGGAUGGCACGCCGAUCAGCAAUCCAUACAAGCUCCGUUCGGUCAGAAGGAAUGUGGUGACCCUGCUCUGUAGACCGGUUGACGUCCCGAAUUGGAUCAGCCAUCGCGCUUUCGCGACCAGAGAUGAGCGAGACGACCAUCCCUAG